Molecule: messenger RNA, 2319 nt
Organism: Colossoma macropomum (tambaqui)
Lineage: Eukaryota; Metazoa; Chordata; Actinopteri; Characiformes; Serrasalmidae
Gene: vstm4b
Product: V-set and transmembrane domain containing 4b
Exons: 8
Coding region: 121-1080 (319 amino acids)
Source: RefSeq, a predicted model, not a curated record
AAACAGGGCAUGCCCCAUCUCGAGUUUCAUAGACAGGGGAAAAAAAGAGAGGAGGAUUCGACUGGCGCCUUUCUGUAGCAACAUUUAACUGAGGUUUUAUGGAGCCCGACGGACAGGGGGAUGAAGAUCUCUGCAGUGCUCACGGUUUUCCUGACUAGUGUUCUCUUCGGAGAUGUUUGCAGAGCCAUCAACGUCACAGUCACUCCAUCUCCGUUCACGGUGGCAGCCGAGGGGGAGAACGUUACGCUUUCGUGUCAGGUGACCCAGCAGCACAAGACGGACAGUCUUCCCGUGGUGCGCUGGAUGUUCCAGCCGAUGUGGGGAGGUGACGAACAACUCGUGGCCAAGGUAAACAUGAGGAAGGCCAAGUUCUACGGAAACUACACCAAGAGCUUCCCCAAGCCUAAGAUGAAGUUGAUAGUGGUGAAACAAGGGAAGAUCUACAACCUUCUGAUCAUCAACAUCACUAGUUAUGACAGAGGCCUCUACAGCUGCAGAGUCCAGGAGUUUAAGAAGCAUCGGGAUCGAUGGAAAGCGUCCACCAACUCCUCAGCUGCUACAGAACUCAAAGUGCACGUCCUCCCAGCCGGCAGUGCCAAGGAGGGACUGUGGAGUCUGUUUGAAGACGUGUAUCUGUGUGCGGUGCUGAUCUGUAGUGUGGGGCUGCUGUGCAUGUGUAUGUUCACUGUGGCCGUGAGCUGCCAGUAUCUGCAGAGGAAGAGGCAUUUAAAAGAAAAUUAUCAUUUGGUCAAGAGCCCUCAGAACAGUUCUGGGGAGACAGUCACUAGUGUGGUCAGCCUAUCUCCAGCUCUACCCAAAAAGCAGAGGAAGUACAAGACAAGGAAAACAGUAGAACAGGUGGACGUGCCACCGGAGAUCCCUGCUAAAGCUCCCAUCGCAGACAAACUACGAAAGCCGAAACUUUUAAAGCCUCAGCCGAGAAACAUCAUUUUGCCAAAGAUUGCUGAGGAGAAUCUGACGUAUGCAGAGCUUGAACUGGUUAAGCCACUACCGGACUCCAAAACAUCAAAGACAGGAACUGUGUAUGCCCAAAUACUUUUUGAGGACAAAACAGUGUAGGACUAAGCCAGGGCUUAAUUUGUGCCAAAUCUGGAUCCAGCAUCUCCCAGAUCAGGUCCAGAACUUAUCAUCAUAUGAUGAUCUGUAGAGAUCUGUAGAGAAAAAAGAUGAAUAUUUUCUGCAAACAACUUGACAAAUGCUGUAGAGCAUGACAACAUGGAAGCUAACUAAACAGCAGUGAGCUGCUUCUCCUCGUGCCAUGGUUCACUUGCAGCUCCUGUUCAUUUACGUGGUGAUAGAAACUGUAAUAAAAACAAUACUGACGCUGUUUAUCACUCGCAAAUGCGUCACUACUGCUGUUCAUCCCUUAGAAGAGAUGAGAAAUGUGAGUCAAUUUAUUAACUACUCAUUAAAAACUUAGUUUAAUUUUGGGAAACCCACAUCUGAGAAAAGGUUCAAUGCUUAAGAGCCUCGUUUAAGAGCCUCACUCAUUAGUGAUCCAAUGUUAUGGGAAAAUCUCAAGCUGUGUGUCUAAUCAUGUUUUGUUUGGGAACCUGAUCCCACUGUACUUUGUGUUCUAGGACCUCAACAUUUACAAAUUAAGCCCUGGACUGUCCCAUUUCACUGAGGAAAUUAGUUAUUUAUAAUACACAAUAUUAAGUUCAAUGUUUGUUAUGUUUUUCUAACCACAUAUACAGUGUUGUGUGCUUAGCUUUUGUUUUGUACAUAGCUUUUUGCGACACAUUCCAUGUACAGUACAGGCUCCUCUGUGUUAUGUCUGACAGCUAACUGUAGCUUGCGGCAUUACAUAAACAGCCAUCUUUAGCCAUCCCCUCCCAGAAAACUAGUCCUGUUAUCAGAGCUGCCCUCUCAUCUGCAAGCCAAAAUCAACUCCCUUCUCCAGCCGUGCCCAAAUUAGGGAGCCAAGGUAGACUUUAAUUGCUGGUUGUGGUUGAGUAAAUGCUGAGAAAUCGUUGGCUUUAAUCUGUCGUACUUUUCUAAUCUCUGCACUACGUGUAAAACCAGUGUACGAUCUGAAAAUAAUGACUUCCAUAACUGCAGGCAUCAGCGUUUAGAGAUCUAAACUUGAAUGCUCAGAAAACGACAUUUGCCAUUCCUUAGAUUUGAGUGUAGAGUUACUUAGUGGUGUUUUUUUUUCUUCACUUUAAUAGCUCCUUGGAUUUAACCAUGGAAAAGCUAAGCAACAACACCAAAUAGCUUCUUGCUCCUCUCAGAAAAAAGGCCGCUCAUUCCGCACAGGCAGGAACCGUUUUCCACUUUAUCAGCAAAAGGUGGAAA